Messenger RNA from Histoplasma mississippiense, 1629 nucleotides. RefSeq lists its product with no specific name. The transcript has 3 exons. Gene Ontology annotation, biological process: nuclear-transcribed mRNA catabolic process, nonsense-mediated decay; positive regulation of translation. The record is from RefSeq and is a predicted model, not a curated record. Gene Ontology annotation, molecular function: mRNA binding. Bases 1 to 1629 code for a protein of 542 amino acids. NCBI's taxonomy places the organism in Eukaryota, Fungi, Ascomycota, Eurotiomycetes, Onygenales, Ajellomycetaceae. Gene Ontology annotation, cellular component: nucleolus; cytoplasm.
AUGGCGCCCCAUUCUCCCAAACCAUCAUCUGCUGGCGUUUUGCCUAUCUCUCCGUCGGCCGUUCAGAGAGGAUCAUCGAACAAACCAAGUCCCAAGCCUGCGGCACCUCAGUUGAAGGUACUUAUUCGAAGGCUUCCGCCUGGUCUAACGGCCCAGGAAUUUGUAGCAGUCCUGGGCGAUGAGUGGAAGGUCGGGAAUGGUAAAGUUGAUUGGUUUCGCUUCAAGGAAGGAAAGGAUUUUAAAGACCCGGCAAAACCUUCUCGACCUACGAGGGCAUAUCUACGUGUUACAUCUAUACCGCUAGUUGACGAAUUAUCCGAAAAGGUUCGGGUAUCCGCAUUUCAGGAUGGACGGAAUACAAGCCGCGAUCCUAUACUCAUUGGGCCACCUUCACUUGAAUAUGCCCCUUAUCCCCGUGUUCCCGGAAGCAGGGUUCGGAAGGAUGGCCGCCAGGGAACAAUAGACCUGGAUUCCGACUUCAUCACAUUCCUUGAGAGCCUAACCAAUCCCGUCACCAAAUCUGUUGCUGAUAUUGCAGCCGAUGAUACGAAAGAGGAGAAACCAGCAAUAACACCAUUAAUCCAAUUUUUAAAGGAGAAAAGGGCAAACAAGGGCAAGGAAACUAGUUCUCCAGCUAGAUCUUCACGCCACAGUCGCGGCGAGGCGAGGGAAGGGAAGGACGCCAAGGUGGAACGGGUCCAUGCUAGGAAGUUGUUAAGCCGGGCAGAAAAGGCUACGCCUUCACCGGGAGACCGACAGUCGAAAAUCGAGAGGGCUACCAAGCAAGCCAUUAAAGCAGUUAACAAACAGACUGCUAGCCAAAUGUCAAAGAAACCACGGAAGGCAAGUGAAUCGCUGUCGCCAAAGGAAGAACGGCCACCCCCGACAGUACUCGCUCCAGAGCGCAGGCGAGAGCGAGGAAGUGAGGCUGACGGGGCUACUGUGCAUUCGAAUGAGGAUGGCAGCAAACCAACUUCCACAAAAGCCAGCAAAGAAGCUGAAUCUACCAGGAAACCUGCACUUGCGAAACAGGCAAAGGGCGCACUACAAUCCAGCGCUGUGACGGGCCGUAAUGUGAGCAAAUCGGCAAACAGACCAGUGACCCCAACAACGGUUACCGUAUCAUCGGGAUCCAAGCACAAUCCUACAUCAGCCUCUGCACAGGCGGCUUCUCAUUCUACCGCUACACAAGCCUUUUUGAAACAUGCUAAUCCAUCCCAAGGGGUGACUGAGGAACUUCUUGUGGCUGGCUUUGCUACGUUUGGGAAAGUCGUGAAGGUGGAGAUAGACAAGAAGAAAGGUUUUGGGUAUGUGGACUUUGCUGAACCAGGGGGGUUGGCCAAGGCUAUCCAAGCCAGUCCCGUCCAGAUAGCACAAAGCCAAGUUGUAGUACUGGAGAGAAAAUCGGGAGCUGCUGUUGCACAGGCAAGGGUGAAUGCCAGCAAUCGGCCGAGCCAAUCUACCAUGGGUUCUGCUCCACGGGUUGUGUCUGGUGGUGGAGGACAAACGCCUUCACGACCGACUCGUCGGGGGAAUAGAGGCAAGGGCGGGUCUAAGGAAACCGGAGUGGGUGGAGGAAAUGCUGGUAGCAAUGCUGGUGGGGGAAAUAAAAUCGGCACCUCUAAAUGA